UAUUGGUUAAUCCUUCUUUCAACAAAUGAAUUGCUAGAAUCUGCUGGACCACUUUAAUUUAUACCAUAAUCCGGAUUUUUUCAUUUUGCAAAGUUCACUUUUUUAUGCGCUGAAACGAUUUCCAGCAAAAUCAUUUUCCCUCAAAAUUCGAUUAACUAUCGAAACAACUAACACCACCUUCUAAUUUAAAAGAGCCUCUAAUUUAGGGAUAUUUGCUCAAAACUUAAAUCAAACCGUUAAAAACCAAACUACUGCACGUACGGUAAGGGAGCAGACCCCUUCAGACAGAUUCUUAGAGCCGUGACACCAUAGAAACGUGUGGGCUUCGGGGGUAUGUUACCCGUCUUCCCCCGGAAACUGAAAUCUCUGGGUUUUUGAGAUGCUGUUUCCUGCGUUCAGGAAGCAUUUGUCGGCAAAAGACUUAGAAGGAUAGAUAUUAAAUUACUGAGCAUAGAAAGAGACUAACGACUUCCAGAAAUGUCACUCUUCAAAUCUUGCAAAAAUUGAUUGAUCGCUAGUCGCUCUUCCCCCCGUCCCCUCCUCUCCCCCCUACCCUAUCGAAAAAAAAAUAAAGAGAGAGAGAGAGAGAAAAAAAAACCUGCAUCAACUCGCAAAAUAAAAAUUCCGCCAAAAAAUUUCACACUACGCGCUUAAGGGCAAAAAAAAACCUUUAUCCAAAACACGAUCCUCCUUCUGGGAUUUCUUCAUGCCCAGAUGCUAAAAUGUUUUCAAGUUCGGGGCAAAAAUUACCAUAUGAAAGCAAUACAAAGACUGAAUUACGUCAGUAGAUCGAAUCAUAUUUCGGAUCUGGUUUACGUCACACUACUAACAAAAGGCCAUUGUUUACUUAUUGUUGACAUUCGGGUGGCUUGAAUUGAAAUGAGUCCAAGCUUCGUCGAGUGUCCACCAAGCGCGACAGGAAUGAAAGCAAAGCCCAGCUAAAUUUUCAAAUCAGAACUCUUGAAAAUGCCGCAAAGAAUGACUUUAAAUUAUUGAAGUCUUUCUGGUUAAUGUCGUAACAGGAGAUUUCGAGCCCAACUUCGCAGGAGAGCCUAAUUAGGAAGAUUAAAUUGGUCAAGCGGAUCCAACGAGUUUCGAUACCAUUGUCGGUUUGAGCGCCACAAGAAUUGAAUUCAAUCGAACACAGAAGGAAGAAGCGCCUUGCUGAUUCAACAGGAAAACAGCAAAUUGAACGACUGUACGUGCCACAUAUCGUAAGCAGAAAAAAAAACUCAAAACAAGAAGAAACUCUCUCACAACAGAAAUCAACAUCACACGAGUUUCAUGAUGUCCCAUCAGCCUCAGUCAAUGACAGUUGCCGUGGCAACUGUGUCUGACACAAGCACAAUGGUAACUGUGGGGGAGGGGGACAAAACGUCGAUGGUUGAAAUCAGUCUUCCUGGUCAACAGACCGUGCAACAAAAACAUGACGUCCCCAGUGAAGAUGUCACCGGGACAGUAAACUCGUCCCGUUGGACCGACCCGGAAACCAUGGCCUUAUUAGGGCUUUGGAGGGCAAACUAUCGAAUUAUUAAAGGCAAGAAAAGGAAUUAUCAAGAAUGGAACAUGAUCGCUAAAGAGUUCAACCGUCGUGUCGCUCACUGCUCGCUGGGCCCCCGGACGGGUAAUCAGUGUAAGGUGCGGAUAAAGAACCUGCUCGCUGAGUACAACCGAACCAAGGACCAGCUGCCGCAUUCCUUUCCAUAUCAUGAUAUACUCAAGGAGAUCAUCAACAACAAGGGAGCGCCAUACAACGAGGAAGACGUGGUGCGUAUUAACAUCCCGGCGGAAUUGACCGGUGAUAAUGUUAUGAGUACCCCGACAGUUGUUACGGCUUCUCCGGCUGUGACCAUCGCCAUUCCCUCCGACACGGUCACGCCCAGACCUCUACGCUCCAUCAAACCAGCACCCCCGACCACGCCCCUAAAUGCCCCGAUAGCGAGCCAGGUUGGACAGUAUCCCAUUCCAGUACACGUAUACACGGAGGCAAUUCCUCAGACAACUCAAGUGACGCCACUGAAUGCGGAAACUGUACAACAGAGCGUUCAAAGCGAGGAGGAUUCCUCGGACGAUGAUGACAGCUAUCCAGAAGAGGCGACUUUGCGGGGCAUCAAAAGGCCCCACAGCGCGUCCUAUGAUCCGGUACCCAGGAAGAAGCCAAGAAAGAACCCCAGGCCGGGAAAAGUGGUACAGAGCAGGCAGGAGGAUCUUAGCAUGAUCGCCAUCUUGAGAGAGUUUUUGGAAGACAGUCGCAAAAGAGAGGAGGACUUAUUUAAGAGAAUUCUACAACAGCAGCUUGAAGCGGAGAGCAGAUAUCAACAGUUUACACUAGACGUUCUGAAGGAAAUCGCAAAAAUGUUCAAGAAGGACUGAUGGUGUGAUUAUGACCGUAAAUGUUCAAAGGCAAGAACUACCUCACACACCUGUUAUAUAUAUCUGCGGUUGCCGAAGCCAACAAAGUUGAAUUUUUUCAGUUCCGCGAAACCCUCUAUCCGAGAUUGCGCCGUUUAAUCUUAUCAAGAAUUUUUUCCUGGCCCCAGUUGUUCCAAAGAAUGAUGACGCUACCCAUAAGAUAAAUCCCACUGGAUAGCGCAGAUGGUACUUUAGUUAACCUGCUAUCCUUUAAAUAGCGAUGCAUCCAGUGGAUAGCGUUAUCUACCCUUUAAACAACUGGGGCCUGGAUAUUUGUGUUAAAGUAACAUUAUUACCCAAUGUUGUUUGACUUGUUCAUAUUCUAUUUAGAAGUUUUUGUCCGCGAAUUUGUUCAAUAAGUUAAAAGCGUACUUGAAAUUAAAAGUAGGUCAGACUG
Messenger RNA from Orbicella faveolata, 2809 nucleotides. RefSeq lists its product as uncharacterized. The record is from RefSeq and is a predicted model, not a curated record. NCBI's taxonomy places the organism in Eukaryota, Metazoa, Cnidaria, Anthozoa, Scleractinia, Merulinidae.